GAGGGGGUUCACUGGGGUCGUGAGCACCCAGGAGGCUCCAGAAUGCCCCACAGGACGGUAGAAGGGAGUUUCGCAGGGGUGGGGACAGCAGGAUACCUUUUGCAUAAGAAAUCCCUCCAAAAACUCAGCGUGCUUUCGUUCGGAGCGGGCACGUGUGUGGCCAGUACCGUAGGAGACACAGGUGAGCGCCCCUUUGCCUGCGACUGGCCAGGCUGCGACAAGAAGUUCGCGCGCUCCGACGAGCUGGCCCGCCACCAUCGGACGCACACGGGCGAGAAGCGCUUCCCCUGCCCGCUCUGCUCCAAGCGCUUCACCCGCAGUGACCACCUGACCAAGCACGCGCGUGGGGGUAAGGAGGCCGGGAACCCUGUCUCCAUCGCGCCGGGGCCCUUCUCCCCCGCAUGA
Molecule: messenger RNA, 405 nt
Organism: Vicugna pacos (alpaca)
Lineage: Eukaryota; Metazoa; Chordata; Mammalia; Artiodactyla; Camelidae
Source: RefSeq, a predicted model, not a curated record